Messenger RNA from Centruroides sculpturatus (bark scorpion), 827 nucleotides. RefSeq lists its product as uncharacterized. Lineage: Eukaryota; Metazoa; Arthropoda; Arachnida; Scorpiones; Buthidae. The coding region runs from base 128 to 709 and encodes 193 amino acids. The record is from RefSeq and is a predicted model, not a curated record. The transcript has 2 exons.
AAACGAAUACUUCAUAAGAAGAACGAAUAUUGAAUAAGAAAACUGUUACGCAUUUUCUUCCCUUCAACAUCAAGACGAGUUUUUAUGUCAAGAUUAUAAUAUCAUAUUGGAUCAUUUCCAUGGCAACAUGGAGAUUGUAAGAAGCUCUCCAAUUCCACGUAUUCAUCAUCCUCCAUCUAUAAGAUAUGAAGAACUCAGACUUGGUAGAAGGAUCGCCGGUUUGGUGAUGGCUGGACCAUUUGUUUUAUGUUUUGCACUUUUUGGAAUCUUCAACUUAAUAGCAGGAACCAUCCUGACGGUAAUGGCAAGUAAACCGCGUUAUCAUAAUUACUUUCGACAUCCCUUGACGAACGACGAAUAUCAGAAAGUGAAAAACAUCUUAGAUCCAUUGAAAAUUGUGGGACCCAUUUUGUUAAUUACAGGUACUAUGUUGGUACUCGUUGGACUUAUAUUAGGUGUCGUUGCAUGUAAAUCCGUUAAUACUCAUUCUGGAAGAUCGUUUCCGACUUCUCUCCCCCUGACAACCAUUAAUGGACCAGCGAGUUAUCCAGGAUUAACAAUACCUAUAUCUAAUGAUUUUAUAUCUAAAAGGGCGCAAUCCCUUUCGGUUCCAUCAAUAGAAGUGCACAGUUCUGCAGUCCAAGUCUUGGAUAGAAAAACCAGAUGCGAUGUAAUAUGCGGUAUGUUGGAUGUAUCUGCACAAAUGUAGCUCCGUGUAUUACGGAAAAUAUUUUACAAAUAGCUGACUCUUCUGUAAAAAGAACGAGAUUUUAACGCUGUAUAUACAGUAUAUAUAUAUAUAUAUAUAUGGUGGCUUGAAAAAAUUA